Messenger RNA from Silurus meridionalis, 1930 nucleotides. RefSeq names its product debranching RNA lariats 1 (gene dbr1). The record is from RefSeq and is a predicted model, not a curated record. Gene Ontology annotation, biological process: mRNA splicing, via spliceosome. Gene Ontology annotation, cellular component: nucleus. Lineage: Eukaryota; Metazoa; Chordata; Actinopteri; Siluriformes; Siluridae. The annotation marks the transcript as partial. The transcript has 7 exons. Gene Ontology annotation, molecular function: RNA lariat debranching enzyme activity.
UGUGCACUGGCUGGUGGAAGGUAUUAUUCAGGGGAGAAGAAAGCGCCGGUCCUGACCAUCUUCAUCGGUGGCAACCAUGAAGCUUCGAACCAUCUGCAAGAGCUUCCGUAUGGCGGCUGGGUGGCUCCGAACAUAUACUAUUUGGGUUAUGCCGGCGUCGUGCGCUACAGAGGUAUACGGAUCGGUGGCCUUUCCGGGAUUUUCAAAACGCACGAUUACCGAAAAGGGCACUAUGAGUUUCCACCAUACAGCCAAGAAACCCUGCGCAGCGUCUACCACAUCCGAAACAGCGACGUCUUUAAGCUUAAACAGGUCCGCAUGCCCAUAGAUGUGUUCAUGACGCACGACUGGCCACGAGGCAUCUACCACUAUGGAAGCACAGAGCAGUUACUGAGGAAGAAGAAGUUCCUGCGUGAGGAGGUGGAGUCGGGCACACUGGGCAGUCCGGCCGCCGCCGAGCUCCUCGAUCACUUACAGCCCUCCUACUGGUUCUCUGCACAUCUGCACGUCAAAUUCGCUGCAAUGAUGCAGCACGAGGCGAAGGGUAAUGCUGCUCCUAAGACGACCAGAUUCCUCUCUCUGGACAAGUGUCUUCCUUACAGAGACUUUCUUCAGGUGGUGGAGAUCGCAGAUAGACCCGGCUCCUCUGAACAGCUGGAGUAUGAUCCUGAGUGGUUAGCUAUCUUGAAGGCCACCACUCGCCUUCAGAAACCGUCACCAAACAUCUGGCACCCGCCUGAGAAUAACGGCCUUCACUCUCGUUGGGACUACAGUGUAUCAGAGGAAGCCAUGUUGGAGAUAGUGAGUGCUUUAAAUGGUGAUCUCAGCAUCCCUGAGAACUUCAGUCCAACCGUUCCCGCUUAUGACCCUUCCCGCCCUCAGCACCACGCCCCUCCGGCCUACUGCACCAACCCCCAAACCACUGAGCUGUGUGCCACCCUGGGCCUCGUCGACAUCUACGCCCUGGCAGGCCAGAGUGCGCAGAUCUCUACAUCCUGCAGAGAGGAAGGAGAAGACGAGGACGACGAGGACAACCAGAGCUCGGGUAGCACAGACGAAACCAGCGAGUACCCCACUGACACCUCGAUGCUCUCAAACUCCUACAACCCUGAUGAGAUCACCCUCGAGGAUGAGUGGGAGAAGGGGGGGGAAGAGGAGGAGGAGGAGAAGGAUGGAGGAGAGGUACAGAAGACCGGGACGGAUGCAGUGGUUCCCGAGGCUCCAUUAGGAGCCCAGGACAGUGAUCGGGACAGCAGCCCCCAGCGAGACGCUGUGGGCAGACUCGUUUUACCAGCUCCUCGCAACACAUCCGAGACGGACGAGCCCUUAGAUAUGCCUCUCAGAUGUCCUCCGCCUUCUGCACCAUGUUUCUCGCAUACAAGCUCAGAAGAAGAGGGCGCCACAGCACCAGCGAGAGUCCCUAAGCGCCAUAGUGGAGAAACCAAGGGAGCAUUAACCCCUACAGGCAGCACCCCAAAGAUCAAACGGCGCAAUCAGACCAUCUAUGCAGCAGCUGACGACGAGGAGAGUUAGAAAAGGAGUGAGUGAUAUUGUAUAGACUGGUGCAAAAUCAUUUUUUGUUUACCUAAGAGAGCUUUUAGUUGUUUUUUAUGAUUGUAUUCAUUUAAGUGCAUUACUUUAAUGAAUGAGCUGUUAUGGGUUUUAGAUAACAAAGCUGUUAUUAUGGGCUUUUUUUUUUUGUUUCUUAAAUGCAAUCAUUGUCAUACAAGUGUAUGAUUCUUAGUGUCUCCAUCCUGUGUUUAUUGUUCAUGAUAAAUUUCUUUUCGUGUUUUUCCUGAUCAGUCACCUUUUUAGACAAGCUGCGAGUGUUUACUAAAGUAGAAGCAUUCAGGACAAACAUAACCUUCAGUAGGGUUAAUUACAAAAUCCACAAUAAAACACACAAUGGAUUGGGUCGAGUAUAUUAAAA